AUGGACGAUAGCAGUCAAUUGCCUUUGGUGGAUCAAUCAUCUAUGUCCCUAUCCCUGGUAGAUGAUGAUUCCAUAUUGAACAACAAUGUAAAAUACAGUCAAUUGGAAAUGAGUUUACCCGUCGAAGAGACUAUUACUGGGGAAGUGGAAGACACCAGUAUGGCUGGUGUAAAAUUAAGCAUUACCAUGGAUGAGGAGGAAAAGAAUAUGCUGACAACAAAACCAAAGGGUAGAAAUGUACGCAGCGAUACACUUCUUGAGAAUAUUUGUUAUGGCAUGGCCAAAGAAAAGACCAAAAACAAGGCGAGUAUGGAAAAUGAGAAAAGUUUGGAGGGAGGAGGAGGAAGGGGAGGUAAUAAUAAAUCCAUGCCGGAUGAACUAGAAGAUAUUAGUAUUAACCGAACGAAAGGAAAUGAAACCAGCAAAGUGGAGGAUGAAACAACUGGAAGUGUUCUAGAUGAAAACGAUGAAGAGGAAGAAGAGGAUAGUAUUAUACCGGUAGACGAAGAUGAUGAGGACGAGGAGGGGGAUUGUGAAGAAAGUACAUUACAAAAUACCACCAACUUAGAAAAUACAAAAUCCGAUGCCAGCAAAAAUAUGUUUCAACAUUUACAACCUCAAGAUAAAACACAGGAUGACAAAGAAGACAAAAAGAAGAAGGAAAUUACUGCCAUUGAUAUGGAGGAAUCCAUGGAAGUGGAAAAUGAUGUAACUGAUAUUGUGGAACAAAGUGUAGAUAUACCCCAAGAAUCUUAUGUUGAAGAUGAUGAUCCUUCACAAUUACUACCCGAUGAAAAUGGUUACUUUAAAUAUCCUCUCGUUGAGUUGGGUAGACGUCUAUGGCCAUCGACGGAACAAAAACAAUGUUAUACCAAGGGAUGUCUAUGGUCACCGGAUGGUACAUGUUUAUUGGUGCCUGUGCAUAUGGAUGGUAUGCAUGUCCUGGAACUACCCACCGAUUUGUAUACCACUCAAGAAUUAAAUGCCAAACGAGAAUUAAGUCCUUUGACUACAGCGGUUCACGUCAAGGAGGGUGGCAUGGUUUAUGACUGUGCCUGGUAUCCAUUUAUGGCAAGUACAGAUCCUGCUACAUGCUGUUGGUUGGCCACCCGACAACAUGAACCCAUUCACAUGUGGGAUGCAUUUAGUGGAGAGUUGCGUUGUUCCUAUCGUGGUUAUGAUGAUGUCGAUGAGGUGGAAUCAGCAAUUUCAGUGGCAUUCAGCAAUGACGGCCAGAAAGUGGUGGGUGGAUAUAAGAAAAAUAUCAAAAUUUUUGAUACAAAUAUACCAGGACGUGAUUACACCUCGGUGCCGGUGAAACAAACUGUUUCCUGCUUUGCCUUCAAUCAGGAAAAUGAUAAUUGUGUAACAACUGGCUCCUGGAAUAGUCACAUUUAUCAUUAUGAUUUGAGAGCCCCCAAAUUGGGUCCUCUAUUUGUGCUAGGUGGCCAUAGUGGCGGUAUAACAUGGCUUAAAUACUCAGCCUAUAAUACCGAUAAUUGGUAUUUAUAUAGUGGUGCGCGAAAGGAUAAUAAAAUCCUGAAAUGGGAUAUGCGUAAUUAUCAGGAACCCGUCAAGACCUAUGAAAGGUCGGUGCAGACAAAUCAAAGGAUUUAUUUUGAUCUGAGUCCAUUGGAAAAAUGGCUGAUAAGUGGUGAUACCGAUGGUAGUUUACGUAUAUGGGAUGUGGAUGAUAAAGAGGAACCAAUGGAGAUUCCCUUACAUUUUGAUUGUUGUAAUGGUGUCAGCUUCCAUCCUUCGUUACCAAUAAUAAGUACCAGCUCGGGUCAAUAUCAUUUUACCGAUACGAAUAUAGUAGCAGAGUCUGAUGACAAAAAGUCCGAUGGUAAUUCUGCAGGGCAGAAAAUUAUUGAUUAUGAAAAUUCCGUUGUAUUCCUGUGGUAUGGUCCAUCAACGAAUGUAGAUUAA
Molecule: messenger RNA, 1929 nt
Organism: Musca vetustissima
Lineage: Eukaryota; Metazoa; Arthropoda; Insecta; Diptera; Muscidae
Gene: WDR79
Product: telomerase Cajal body protein 1 homolog
Exons: 6
Coding region: 1-1929 (642 amino acids)
Biological process (GO): Cajal body organization
Cellular component (GO): Cajal body
Molecular function (GO): protein binding; RNA binding
Source: RefSeq, a predicted model, not a curated record